AUGAAAAUUUUUAUUUGUCUAAAUUUUAUUCUUUGUUGGAUAAUUUAUCCUGUUUAUCCAUUUGGUCAUUCAUUAUUACCACUAUUUUCUCUUGAUCGAUCUUAUAUAAAUAUAAAUCAUGGUUCAUAUGGUUCAGCACCCAAAUAUGUUCAUGAAAAACUUCAUGAAUAUCAAUUACAAGCUGAACGUAAUCCUGAUCGAUGGUAUCGUUUGGAUGUUCAAGUUGCAAUGAAAAAAUUACGAGAAAAAUUAAGUAAAUAUGUUAAUUGUGAUCCAGAUGAUCUUGUUAUACUUGAUAAUGCAUCAGCUGCCAUAAAUUCAAUUUUUAAAUCAAUAAAAUUAAAAUCGAAUGAAACUAUUAUAUAUUAUAGUACUGCAUAUAGAAUGGUUAAAUUAACAUUACAAUAUAUAUCAACAGAAAUAUUUUCACAAGAACAAAUUAUUCAAAUUGAACUUGAUCAUCAAACAAUUCAAAAUACAAAUUUAUUAUUAGAAAAAACUCAAGAUACAAUAAAUAAACUAAAAAAAUGUUAA
This is a messenger RNA of Rotaria sp. Silwood2, 534 nucleotides long. Lineage: Eukaryota; Metazoa; Rotifera; Eurotatoria; Philodinida; Philodinidae. The record is from the annotation of a GenBank genome assembly.